Molecule: messenger RNA, 1347 nt
Organism: Paramecium sonneborni
Lineage: Eukaryota; Ciliophora; Oligohymenophorea; Peniculida; Parameciidae
Source: the annotation of a GenBank genome assembly
AUGGGAAAUUAAACUUUUUGUAGUGAUGACAGAAAUUAAUUAUAAAUAAAGAAUAAGAAUCAAAACAAAUAAAAGAAAGUGAAUUUAGUUCAAUAAUUUGCAAAAUUAACUAAUGAAUAAUCAGAUAAAUAAUCAUUAAUUGAAAUACAUUCUAAUGAAUAAAUUUCAACUGAUUCACUAAAUAAUUGGCUUGAAUGUUUACAUGAAUCUGUAUUAAUAAGUUAGCUUGAUCUUAAUUGUAAUGUAUCCACAAAGUUUUUCUCUGAGAUUGAUGAUGAUGAAGUAAUAGACGAUCCUAAGACUUCAAUCAUUGAUUAAUAAAAUUUGUAUGAAUAUCGAAAAAACUAUCCUUAUUGUGAUUCAAUUUUAGAUAUGAUUAUAAUCAACUUUUAUGUAUUAAAAAAAAAAGAAUUUCGGUAUUAUUUUAUUAAAUUAUUUAGAUAAAAACUUAUUGAAGGACCUCCAAAGUAAAGAAUCAGAUGGUCUUGUUGGUAAUUAAUGGCUUAUAUACCAAAAAGUUCUAUUGAAUCUGAUCAUCUAUCUUUUUUAGAUGAAGACUUAAAAUAAUCAUAUGCAAUUAAAAAAGAUACACAUAGAACUGUUUCAGCUAAAAAUAUUACAUACUUUGAAACUGGUGAAGGAAAGAAAGAUCUUGAAAAAUUAUUAAUUAAACUAACCAAAUUAUUCCCAAAACUUGGAUAUUGUUAAGGAAUGAAUUUUCUUGCUGGUUUCACUUUAAUUAUCAAUAAUAAAAAUGUUACUCAAAGCCUAUAAUUCUUGGCAUAAAUAAUGACUAAUCCUAAAUUUUUAAUUUAUUAUCUUUAUUCAGAUGAAAUGCCAUUAUUAAAAUUACUUGAGUAUAUUUGUUAAUAAGAAAUCAAAUUUAAGAUACCUGAUCUUUAUAAUCAUAUUUAUAAUAAAUUAGAAGUUUCAAACGCAUUUUGGUUGACUAAAAUCAUAAUGACAUUAUUUUUAUAUAAUUUUCAUAUCAAUAAUGUUUGCAGAUUUUGGGAUUUUAUAUUAGCAACUAAUAUAUUUUAAAUAUCAGCAAUUAUAUGCUCAUUUCUCGAAAUAAACAAAAAUCAUAUAUUUAAAAUGGAUGAACUGAAUACAUUUAUUAUUUGGUUUGAUACCUUAUAAAAUUAAGAAAUUUCUUAGAGCUAAAUUUAAAUUUUAAUUUUUAAGUCCUUCGAUUAUAUCAUUAAAAAAGAAAAAAUAAAUUCUUAUGCUAAUUUAUUCUGCACAGGUCAUCAAAAUAGUCAUCUUCUUUUAUAAGAAAUUGCAAAUGAAUAUGAGGAAUGGACUAGAUUAAAAAAAUUUAUAAAAAAAGAUGUUUUUGAUGAUUGA